Messenger RNA from Danaus chrysippus (African queen), 327 nucleotides. NCBI's taxonomy places the organism in Eukaryota, Metazoa, Arthropoda, Insecta, Lepidoptera, Nymphalidae. The record is from the annotation of a GenBank genome assembly.
AUGGUGAAAUAUAUUGUGUUUAUGGAUCCAAUAAGACAGGAGGAAGUAGAAAAUUUCUACAAUGCAUGUCAACUACAUAGAGAAUAUUACAAAGGAUAUCCUAAGCGAUACCAUCCGCUGACGUUCUUCAAGGAACCAGAGUAUAUGUUUCAAUGUCCUCCUGAAAUGUCUCGGGUUUAUUUAAGCUUCCCACCAUUCCAUGUGAGAUACAAGCAACCAGCAGUGUUGCCCUCUUCCACAGAUAGAACAUCAGGUUUUCCACCCUUACCCGAUAGAAGCCUGAAGGCUCGGUUUAAUAAAGGUCCUUGCAAAGCAUUUAUAAGGUAG